Messenger RNA from Brassica napus (rape), 2665 nucleotides. RefSeq lists its product as uncharacterized. The record is from RefSeq and is a predicted model, not a curated record. The coding region runs from base 1187 to 2149 and encodes 320 amino acids. The transcript has 5 exons. Lineage: Eukaryota; Viridiplantae; Streptophyta; Magnoliopsida; Brassicales; Brassicaceae. Gene Ontology annotation, molecular function: protein binding.
ACUAACAGUAAAACGACAAAGAUACAGCACAGUGCUAACUACAACCUCGACCUUUAGAUGGGUUCAAAUUUGCCAAUGGUGCUAAAUGAAACCACGUUAGUAAUCAUCCCAAAAAGAAUAUUACAAAUUUUGAUUUUCCAUUGCAAACAUAUAUUAACAUUAUCGUGCCGAGUUCUCAUCCAUAGACAGCAAUCAUAAAGCAUCCAUGUAGGCUUAUAAAUGCAUCUCACUAUUCUCUUCACUCUUCACUCUUCACUCUUCACUCCACUGAGGAAAAAAAGAUGAAGUGUCACUACAGAAACACUAUCUCUCUCUUGCUUUGUCUCUUCAUCACAUAUGCGUCUUCCCAGUCUGUAAUACAACAAAUCACCAAUGACUUCAACACAAAUCCGCAGCGUAUAUAUGUCCUCUCAAUAAUAUUCAAGUAUCUAUGUCUUUUAUAUACUAUACUAGUGUUUGGGCCCGUAGUAGUACUACGUACAGGCAAACAAUUUUUUUGAAUUCCUUAAUAUUAAUAUGUAUGAAAACUACAUUUUUUGGUUAAAAAUGUAAACACCAUCUCCUACUAUUCUCAAAAAAUGCUGAAGAGUGUUAAUUUGCAUUUUACAUAAAGCCACAAAUUGUGGAUAUUAUAUCUAAAAUUUUAUAAUACUUUUAAAAUAUAUAUAUUUUAUUCGUUCAUUCUUUUCCCAAAAGGGACAUCUUUUACAAAAGUAGGCACUACAAUAAGAAUGACAUAAAAACAAAAUGGAUCAAAGGCCAAAUGAAGUGAAACACACGUAAUCUCUUCUACAAAGUAAUAUCGAUUAUAUAUAGAACUAUAGAAGAGACCUUUUUUUGUGCCGUGAAAGUAAUCGUGGAGUUCUGUGUGGUAAGGGGCAGUUGUAUUUUGUUGUUCAAUAAAAAAGGGGCAAUUAUUUUUUACAGUUGAAUAACUUUUUUUUAAUUGAUUAACUUUGUAAUUGGCUCAGAUUUUUAACCACUAUGUCAACAAUUAAUUAAAUUUUAUUUUUUUCUGAAAAACAUUUUCCACUUGUCUGUCUGUAUUUGAGUAGCUAGACGAUUUGAACUUUAGUAUAUAAGAGAUUUGGAUGCAAAUCUUCAGUCUUGUUUUGUCUUACCAAGAUGCUCUGUUUUUUUAAGCAGAUGAGGAAGUGCAGAACCAAACCCAAACGUGGAAGAAGAAAUGCAUUACUUACAAAAACAUCAAGAGAUCUCAUCGCGUGAUUAUAAACUCUCUUCUUCAAACACACUGAAGGGUCUGAGAGAACGUCCUCCAUCGACUUACUCUUUGAAGAUGGAGGCUUUCCACAGAGUCCUUAAUUCAACAGAAUAUUAUGAAACUCGUCCUUUUUCGGCUGGUGGAUACAACUGGACUCUUCGUGUGUACCCCAACGGGAACAACAAGGAUGGUGGUUCAGGCUACCUUUCCCUUUAUGUAGCCAUUGACAAGUCGAGCCUCGACGCUUCUGCACAUCAAGAGGUUUAUGCGGAUCUCAGGUUUUACAUCUUCAACAGGAACCAGAGGAAGUACUUCACCAUCCAAGAUACGGAUGUAUUCCGAUUCAAUGCCUUCAACACGAUGUGGGGAUUCUCUCAGGUUCUCCCUCUUGAUACCUUCAAAGACCUAAAAAACGGUUACCUUUAUGAUGGAGACCACUCCGAGUUUGGUGUAGAUGUAACCGUUCCUAAGCCUUUUGAGAAAUCAGAACUUUUAUCUUUUAGUAAGCGUUCAGACAGAUUCACCUGGACAAUUAGGGGAUUCUCCACGCUGACCCGAUAUACUUAUUCAGAUGUCAUCUCCUUCGCAGGAAGAAAAUGGCAAUUAGGAAUAAAUUCAAGUGGUAGUGGCAGCGGAAGUGGAAAAGCGGUGUCAUUGUUUUUUCACCUUCUUGCGAACCAGAGAACCGGAGCCUAUGAGGCGGUUUACGUUCUAGCCAAGUUUCAAGUUCUAAACCAACUAAAACUCGGCAACAUCCAGAUGGAACUGGAGAAUUGGUACGGAAUAACAUCGUUUGGAUGGGGUUUCAGUGAGUUCGUCUCUUUUGAUGAUCUCAGAGAUUCAUCAAAGGGUUUUCUUGUGGAUGAUACACUGAUGGUUCAAGUCGAACUGGAGGCCAUUUCUACUACCAAGUACUUCCCGAGUUAGAUGAUUAAUUUUUCCAAAUAAAGGAAUAUGCAGCUUCUUCAUCUAUGCUUUAUAUCAACCACCACUAUGUGUUUUUUAUCGGCUAUAUUCAACCAGCUAAUAAUAAUAAAGGGAAAUCCAUGUUUGUUUUCAAAGAUAGGAAAAUAUUAUACUACAAUAUAUCUCUGUUUUCAAAUAAAACAAUAAUUAAUCUUGUGUUCAAAUAAUGUAAAAUAUUAGGUCACAUUUUUAAUAAAGCAAACUAUUUAUUAAUCAUUUUAAAACUAUUUUAUAAAUCAAAUAAUUGAUUAAACACUCAAGUGAUUAUAUAUAUUUUUAAGGUUUAAAAGAACACAUCUUAGUAACUUUUUUUUAAAGACACAUCUUAGUAACUUCAAAGCCAAAAUUUUACAUCAUCACCUUUUGAUUCAUUUUUCUGCUAAAACAUCACUUGAUUAUAUAAAAUAAAUAUGGAGAAAAAUAAAGGGAUUUUUGCAAAAUUGACCUAUAACUUAAAGUCAAACACAAAACUAACCU